This is a messenger RNA of Rhopalosiphum padi (bird cherry-oat aphid), 4104 nucleotides long. RefSeq lists its product as uncharacterized. The transcript has 16 exons. Bases 1635 to 3677 code for a protein of 680 amino acids. Lineage: Eukaryota; Metazoa; Arthropoda; Insecta; Hemiptera; Aphididae. The record is from RefSeq and is a predicted model, not a curated record.
AUAGCUUUUUUAAGGGUAACACUUAAACUAAUUGAUACACGGAAUACAAAUUAAACUGCACUUAAGAACUACACUUAAGUUUAGUAAAGCUAUAGCUUAAGCCAUAUAUGAAAUACCGGCCCUAAGAUUGUAAUAAAAAAGUGCUACCAAAAGGCACCUGCCUUUUGUGUGCGUGUCCUCGCAUAUGAGCUGGUUAAAAAGUCCGAUUAAAAGGGUUUAUUUAGCAAAUUCCUUAGACCAUUCGCAUGAAGAAAUAGCGGUUCUUAAUAAGGGGUUUAAGUUCAGGAAAAUAUUUAAAUAACUAUAAUUGCAUAUGUAGAAUGAAAAAAAGCAAGAAUGAAUCAAGAAUUCAAAUUUUAAUUUUUGCUGAAUAUAAAAACGAUAACUUUGAACCUAAUAGAGAAAAAUUAAGGUAUGGGAUUAAUAAUUAAUGAAAUUAAAACAAUGCACAUUUAGUUUCCACAACCAAACAAAACUGGUAGUAGGAGAAAUUAUUAGAUUUAAAAUGGUAGACACUCUUAAGUACCUAGGAGUAGGACUGGACACAACCAAUCAAAGACAUGAUAAAGUACAAAGAAAAAUAACUGCAGCUAAUAGAUGUUUUGGAAUGAUGAAAUAGCUCUUUAAAUCUAAAAUCCUUUCAAAAAAAGUCAAAAAUAACAAUUUAUUAAGUAAAUUAAGUUUUACGCAUGUGUGGCAUGUCCUUCAACAAAAACUGAUUUAGCAAUAUUUGAAAGGAAAGUACUAAGACGAAUAUUUGACUCCAAAAAGAAUGAGGAAACCAAUGAAUAUGAGCGCAGAACUAAUGAUGACUUACCAUCUACACAACCAUUAGUAGAAAUGAAGAGCUAAAGAAUCGCAUGAUGGUCAUCAAGUACGAUCCUCAAUUUCUAAUAUAGGUUUCCACACCAUCAUUAUGGAGUAGAGCGCCCAUGAUCGUUUCCCCGGCGGAUAUGCCGAGUGGGCAACAACGAUGAGUGACGUGGUGUUUGUGUUUUGUUAGUAAUAUAUGUAUUUUUAUAUCCGGCCGGUAUGUGAGUACAACAUUCUUUCUAUCUUAUAAAAAUAAAAAUUUUACAUAAUGAGUUAUGGUAGUAAUGUGUACCCUCGACGUCUACGAGCGUCGGGGCCCCCUCAUGAGGUUUUUUUUUAGAUACUAUAAAAUUAUAUUAUUGUUAUUAUUAUAUUAACAGUAUAUGUCGCUAAUAUUAUUCAAAUAAUUUCUUUAAGUCCGAGUUUUAUGCCGUUUGGCUUUCUCGGCACAAAAUUAAACUUUUAUAUAUCUCCACAAAAUGUCUUGAAUUAUUUCCUCCUAUAUUUUCUCAUUUUUAUAUAUAAAUCCACAAUAUUCCGGCUCAAUAGGGCCUCGGUUCGUGGUUGGCGACCUUCUUAAAAUAUAAAGUGUUUGUCAUUGGGGCUCCACGAAUAGUGAAGCGUCUCAAGCCACUCAGCAAUAAGCAAUGAAUAAAUUACCUGUAUAAUGUAAAAAAUAUAAUACAUAAAUAAUAUUUUAAUUUUAUUCAAUAGACAUAUAAUGUACAUGAUUAAAUCAAAUUAUAUAUUAUUAAUUUUAAUUUUUAUAAAUUUAAAAAAGUUAGAUUAUACCUGUCCUAUGUUAAUAUUAUUUUCAUUCAAUGUGUUUUAUGUAUUUAGUUAAAUUUGAAAAUCCUCAUGUUGAGAGCGAAAAAACUUAUUUUAAAGCCUUGAUAUUACAUAAACCAAAAGAAGAUCACUAUACGAUAUUUAGAAAAACUUUAAUUUAUAAUAUCCAUAUUCCAAUCCAAGAACGUUUAGAUCAAGCUCUUAAAUUAAGAACGGAUACGUAUUUAAUUAAGUUUCAUAACAUGUUAUUAUACUAUCAUGUAUAUUCUAGUUAUCAAGUAUUAACACCUGAAAGAUAUGUGGUGGUUUUUCAAUCAUACUAUUAUGCAGCGAGUACUUAUUAUUUUUAUAAGGAAUGUGAAUUAGCACAUGCCGUGAUCAACUCUGGUUUGAAUAGUUAUGAUUAUAAUUCUGAAACAUUUUUUGAUAAAAACGAAGAAUACAAAAAGCAUGCAAUAGUAUGGCAUAUACUAUUUCUAAGAUUGAAAAUAGAUAUAAUGAAAUGUAUAGAUAAGCAUAAUACAGAUGAAAUUAAUGAAAUUAAUGAAUUAUUAAAAGAAAAUGAAGAGGAAUUUGAUAAAUCUGGUUACGGAUUCCCCAGUUCAGCAGUAUUAUUAUUUCGAAGUUAUUUUUUGGACUAUAGCAUUGAUGAAAAUGAAAAGAAUAAACUUAAAAAAUGGUUAACGAAUGAUGAAUUAUGGUUAUCCAUAGAUGACGAUCCUUUGUAUAAAAACUAUAUUUCUAUGUACAAGUUCUUAGUAUUUUACCAUAAAAGCCAAAAUCAGUAUGAAAAGAUAAGCAAUUUAUUUGAAGCGAUUAAAAGGCCGGUCUUAUCCACAGAAGAUAGAUUAUUAAACUAUGAAGCAAUUAAAUUGAUAUCGAAAGAUAUUGUUAGAUUAUGCAUUGAUUCAACUGAAUUGGCAAAAAAUGUUGACAUAUGUAAACAAUUUGAUGAAUAUAAAACAAAAAAUACAAAUUUAAUGUCAAAAAUAAUUCCCAAAUUACAUAUUCUACAUAAAUUACAAAAUAUACCAAAAGAAAAAUUUAUAGAAGACCUUUAUAGAGAAUUAAAUAAGGAUAAUUAUAUGAUUCAACAGGACGUAUUACAUUUAAUUAUGAAUGCGGCUAUAGAUAUCGACACAAAAUCAAACAAUUAUGAAACAAAUAUUGAAAAUGUUAAGCUUGCAAUCCGGUUACUUAAUAGUUACGUCAAAGGUCAAAAAAAAACCCUCAGUAAUACAAAAAAGUGUGAACAAGAGAAUUUGGAAAUAACUAAUGAAAUGGCUAAUGAAAAACCUAAAGAAACUAUUGACGAAAAAACUAAAGUAACUGAUGAGGACAAUACUGAAGAAACUGACAAGGAAAAACUUGAAAAAAAGGAAUCCAUAAAAAUUAAUUAUGAUGAGGAAUCUACAACAAAAUAUUUAACGGCUCAAAGAAUCAAUAAUCUUUUUAUUGCCUAUAAAUGGUUAAUAGAACUGAAUGGAGUUCUUAGUAAUAAUUCAAAAUCUAAUAAAUAUCAAAAUGGUUUAUUAAAUGCUAUAAAAAAUGCAAAUAAUUUAAUGAAGUAUAAUUCAGUUUCCGAUAAUAUAAAUUUAAACAUAGAUGAACAUUUUAAUUAUCUACAAGCUAAACAACAGAUCAAAAUUCUAAUUCCCCGUAACGAUUGGGAAUCCUCUAAUAGGUCUGGUGAUUGGAAACUACCAAGGAAUAUUUUUGAAAAUAUUAAAGCCAAGUUUAAUUUCGGGAACGAAUUUAUACAUGAUAAACUAACGCUUUUAGAAUCAAAUUAUGACCAAACCUGUCUGUACAUUAAUAAGAUAGAGUUGUAUACGUUAAUGUUUAGAUAUCAUAGGAAAUAUCACCAAGAUGAUUAUGAUAAAAUGUACGAAUAUAUAAAAAAGGCUAUUAAUGAAAUAGUCAUUACACCUGAGGACCGCAUAAAAAAUUUGGAAGCGCAUGAACUAUUUACUAUGUUUUUGAUGGAUCGUAAUGAAGUCGCAAUUAAAAAAGCGAAUGUAACAGAUAUUAAUACCUUAUAUAACGAUUUUCUGAAGGAUCCUGACCAGCAUUAAAACGUAUAAUUAAGAAUUUUAUUGAUUCUAGAAAUGUAUCGAGUAAUUAAGAUGACGAUGAUUCAACAUGGGAAAAUUAAUAUUACAUUAUAAUUUAAUAUUAUAAUUAAAUUACACUAUCUAUAAUAUAUUAUUGUAAUUAUUUUUAAAACUCACAUGAGUAUAACAUUUUAUUUUCAAUUAAAUUUCAUUAUAAUAUAUAACAUUUUUUGUUGUAUGAUAUAGUAAAAAAAUAUAUUUUAAUAUUAUACCUAAAUAAUAAUUCAUUUAAAGUAAAAUGAUUUUUAGUUUAUCCUUCAAUUGUAUAUGGUAUUAUUAUAAAUAUUUGAAAAAUAUUUGUAUUAACUUAAUAGUUGCUCUUAAAACUUGAUAAUAUUAUGUUAAAGCUACGCCAUAUUAUUAACAGAUAAACGACAUUAUUAACGUA